AUGUACGACAUCAACAAAGCGGUGAGUGUGGAGGUGCGGAGUGCUGAGUUGGAUGUCCUGAACAGCGAAGAAUUGAGGAAAAUUUCUCAAGGAAAGUAUGACAAUCAGUUGUUAGAGUAUGAAAGAAUGAACAAUAAUGGCGUGAUCUCAAAAAUGAAAUACGAUCCAAAAUAUGGGACAGUAGAUUAUAAACAAAUAUGUACCAUCUGUUUUGAGAGACAUGAUAACUGUGUUGGACAUAUAGACUUAUGUGAGUUGCUUGGGUUAGUCUGUUUGAACUGCUAUCAUGUGUGUUGCUCUGAGGAUACCGUUUUUUUGUUGAAGCAUAUUUACCAGCUGAGGGCCCUGAACGAGAUCGAGAGUUCGAAUAAGAUCGUAUGCAAGAGGAACUACGACAAGGAGUAUGUUCUUGGGGAGAUUGAGAAGCUGUAUAAGAGGGUUUGUGAGCAGGAGGGGGAGCGUAGCUCCGCGGAGGAGGUGGACUCCACGAACUAUGAGAGUGAAGAGGAGGGGAAUAACUUCGCCAGUGGAACGGGGGGGAAUAACUUCGCGAGUGGAGCGGGGGGGAAUAACUUCGCGAGUGAAGCGGAGGGGAACAGCAGCACAGACGAAGCUGAGGGGCCGCACCAGAAGAAGGGGCGAUCUCCGGUCAGCUUCAAAAAGAUGAAGGAGAAAAUUAGCAAAUUUAAUUUCGACGCGACCAAGCUGGCAUUUCAGUCGAACUACAACUAUGAAGAGUACAUACAACUGACGAAGACUCUGAAACAUCUGAUGAAAAAGAGAGGACGUUGUCACUCUUGCAAAUUUAGGAGAAAUAUAUCGGCGAAGAUAACGCAGAAGAGGGAUACCAUUAACUUCGUGGGAGUGUAUCUGCAGAAUUCCUUUUUGAAGAAAUACAUGAAUUCGUGGAAGAAAGGGGGGCAGGGCCCCUUGGCUGGGGAGGAGGAACUGGAGGAGAUGGUGGAGCGAGACGAGGACGGGGUAGAUGAAGUGGGGGGUUCAAACGGAGCGAUGGUGGGUGCGGCGAGCGGGAUGGGCACCGCAGGUGGUGGCGGUGGCGGCGAUGACUAUGGUGACGGUGGCGGCGAUGACCAUGGUGACGGUGGUGCCGCUUCCCCCCCCGCGCGGGGGGAGAGCUUCCCCGAAAUGGUGCGGAAGUACAAGAAGCAGAACGUGAAGGAGAAGAGCACCGUGAGGCUGUUCAGCUUCCAAGUGAUCGACCUGUUAGAAAAAAUUUUCAAAAAAAACGACCGAGAAAUCAUGAGUCUGUUGUAUCCAUUCACAAAGAGAGAUGGACACAAGGUGUUCUUCCUCUACGACAUGGGAAUUAGUGCAAACAGAUUCAGAGUCAGACUCAGGGGGAUUCACAAAAAAACCAAAAUGAUGAACGUCAUGAAUAAAUUCAACGAGUUACUUACUCUAUGCAUUAGUACCAAAAAGGAAAUCGAUUUUGAAGAACUUGUAGAAAAAAAAAAAAAAGAGCUAAAUCUGUACAAGGAAAUGUUUGCCCUCUUCUCUAUCCGAUUGAAAUACAAAUUUAAUGUAGAAAUAAUGGAUGAUGAUACGGAGAUCACCAAGACUGAUUUUUUGAGAUGCUAUGACCUGAUUUAUCGAAAUAAGAGUGCGUAUAUUAAUGUCUUAUUUAGCAACUUGCAAGUAGCACUUAAUACGUUUUUCGACAGCACCUUCGCUGCUCACUUGCCUCAAGCUAAAAUAAGUAAUCAGGGAGUGAGGGAGAUACUAGACAAGAAAGAAGGAGUUUUGAGAAAAAACGUAAUGGGGAAGAGAGUCAACAAUUGUGCUCGUACGGUUAUUUCUCCUGAUACAUUUAUUGAGACAAAUCAAAUUGGAAUACCUCUCGAGUUUGCAAAAAAGUUAACUAUGGAUGAGUGCAUUACGGAAAAUAAUUUAAAUUAUGUGAAACGACUCAUUCUAAAUGGACCCGACAUCUACCCUGGUGCACUAAGUUAUAGAGAUGCAAUGGGAAAUGUAUUUAAACUCUCAAAUGAUUAUGAAAAAAGAAAACAGCUAGUAAGACAACUGGAAAGGAUUAACUUAAAGGAACAAUGCGCAACGUUAGUGUUGCAUAGACAUGCUCGAGAUGGAGAUAUCGUUAUCAUGAAUAGACAGCCAACGUUACAUAAAUUUUCCAUCAUGGCUCAUUUUAUUAAAAUAUUUGAAAAGGAGAAAGUAUUCCGUUUGAACUAUGUUAAUUGUAGUUCUUACAAUGCAGACUUCGAUGGUGAUGAAAUGAAUUUACAUCUUCUUCAAACUCCACAUGCAAGAUCGGAGGCUACUCACUUAAUGAAUAGCGAUUAUCUUUUUACGAGUUUUAAGGAUGGUUCUCCUUUGAGAGGACUAGCACAAGACUUCAUUUUGGGUGGACUUCACUUAACUUCGCUUGAGACGUUUUUGAACUACGAUGAGUACUGCAACCUUUUGCAGUGUGCCCUCAACUGUUUGCUCUCCAGGAAGGACUGCUUCUUCUUCGAAAGGAGUCGCUCCACUCAGGGAGAGGGGCAGCCCACACAAACCACGUGGAAGAUACGAAACCACAGCUAUCUGGACCCCUACGCUGUGGUGCUGAACAGAACACACUUCACCAUUGUGAUGGAGGAGCCUGCCAUCCUCUCCCCGCGUAGACUUUGGACAGGAAAGCAGCUAAUAACGAGUAUACUGAAGACCAUCAUCGAUAGAGUGGCCGUGGAGACAUACAACCAAAGGAGGGACAACGAAUUUAUGCGAAACUAUAAAGGAAUAAACUACUGCGCGAAGGCAAAGACGGAUCCAUCACUCUGGUCCUUCGACCCAAAAAACGAAUGCGAAGUUAUCAUUAAGAACUCCGAGUUACUCCAAGGAGUAUUGGAUAAACUGCAUUUUGGAGCGAGUUCUAACAGUUUUGUUCACCUCUGUUAUGAACUGUUUGGUCCAAAGACAGCAGCAGUGAUUCUAGACUGUUUUGGCAGACUUUUUAUUAGCUUCCUUCAGUUACGUGGUACUAGUCUCAGUCUGUACGAUUUUAUUUUGAAAAAGGAAGCAAGGGAGGAAAAGCUCAACAUACGAAAAAGGAUCUCAUUUACAGGCUUUUAUCUCCAAAAUUUAUUUACUCACUCGAUUGCCAAGGCUCUCAACGUAGAUCUAAAUCAGAUGAAUGCCUACAGUAGGGGUAAAUUAAAUUCGCAUAGUCAGAACAACGACCUGUUUGUGAAUAGCAUGUAUGAUUUGUAUAGAUGUAGGAGUGAUAUCAUUAAUGACUGCCUCAGGGGGGGUGUUUCCGGAGAGUGCAUACUUCCCAGUGAGAAGGGGAGGAAGGGAAGGAGCGGUCAGCCGAGUGAGUCACACCAAGAUGAGAAGCUACCUCCGUCUGAGGAGCAACUAGACAUAAAGGAAGAAGCAUACGUCGCCGCUCUGCUGAACAAGGAGAUACAACUGCUGUUGGCGCAGCGGUCAGGGGAGGAGACCUCCAAGUCGUCGCCCUCCUCCUGCGUGCAGCGCGCGCUGGAAAGAAUGGUGAGCACGCGUCCACGCCAUGGAAAGGGCGCAGCCACGCAAAAGGGGGACGCUGGCGAAGCUGGCGAAGCCGACGAAGCAGACGAAGCUGACCAAUCCGACGAAGCUGACAAGCUAAAGGAGGAACAACUGCCACACAACCUCCGCAGCACCCUGGUGAAGAAGCUAUUCCAAUCGUUAAGCGAACCCAUUUUUAUGGACAGUCCCAAUUUUUCCGGAGACAAGGCCACGAAGGUGAUAAAAAAGGUCCUUCGUUUUCUGAGGAGAGCCAACUGUAGUAGGAGACUGAAGGUCUAUAUCUUAUUUGAGUUGUUCCAAAAUAGAACUAUUUUGAAGCACUUCCCAGCUUUGGCUAGCUGCUUGAAUGACCUCUCUCACGAAGUGAGCAAUGAGGAGAUAUUGCAUCACGUGUUGAGCAGUGUGAAUGCAGACAGGGCCAAGGAUCAACCGGAGCAGGGGAGAAGCGAGACGACCACGCAGGAAAUGCUGACCAAAUUUUUUCGCCUAUUGGAUGAUAUGGAAGAAGGUCGUGGGUUUGAAGGACACGGUGAAGACGGAGAAGAAAAUAGAGAAGCGUAUGGUGCAGAGUAUGGUGCAGAGUAUGGUGGAGAGCAUGGUGGAGAGUACGGUGGAGAGUGUGAUGGACCGCCCACCCGAAUAAACGAACAGGAUGAACGAAUGAUAAGGGACUGCCUGAAGAAAAGCUUCCCAUCAUUUCUACUGAAUGACGAGAUAGGUAACCUCUCCUUUAAUGGAAAGGAACACUACUAUGAGGAUUACGUGAACCAAAAAGGAACAGACGAAGACACGAUUUUCAAAUUUUAUAACAUGAAGGAUGUAUUUAACAAGUUGGAGUUUCUGAUCCACACGUAUUUUCUCCAAAUGAGAGGAGAUUUCGAUGGAUUAAUCGACUCACUCUUCCAACCAUAUCUAUGUCGUGUCUCCUCAAACACGAAUAACCUAAUCUCCAUGAAUAACUUAAUGAAUAAAUUUCUGAACAAUGGAUUCAGUAGUAUGAUUUUUACAGGUGCAAAAGGGAGUAAAGUGAAUUACGCUAUGAUUUGUGGGAUGUUAGAUCAGCAGUACUUAGAGGGGAAGAGAGUACCGAGGAUGAGAUCAGGGAAAACGUUACCUAGUUUCCAUCGAUAUGAUUAUGGUGCUAGAGCUUGUGGGUUAAUUACGGAUUGUUUUUUGGAAGGACUCAGACCCCAAGAAUAUUUUUUUCAUUGCAUGUCAGGGAGAGAGGGACUUAUCGACACUGCUGUGAAGACUGCCAAGUCUGGGUACAUUCAGAGGUGCCUCAUUAAAUGCAUGGAGUCUGUGAUACUUCACUAUGAUGGCACUGUGAGGAAUGAGGAUAAUGCAAUUAUUCAAUUUUUGUAUGGAGAGGAUGGCAUCGACCCGUCAAGGAUUUCCUACCUGGAUGCUCCCAAGGAUCUGAUCUGCAACUACAAUGUCGCGUUCAGCAAGUACCUGCUCCAUGACGCGGUGGAGAAGAUGCAGCGGAACGAGCGCCUCUUCGGAGGGGGGCCCCACGAGAGGGGCGAGAGCGACGAGAGCGGUGGUGGCGGCGAGAGCGGCGGAGCUGGCCAGCGGGGCGACCCCCUGGAGACCCACUUCUCGCCCUACUCCUACAUAGGAGCCACAUCCGAGCGCUUCCGAGAAAAGAUGCACCACACCAUCGCGAACGACCUGAACCUGGCGGACUGUUACAACCUCCCCGAUGACUUUGACUCCCAGUCAGCAGCCCUCCUCAAGUCCAAGUAUUUCAGAUCGCUCUGUGACCCCGGAGAAUCGAUCGGCAUUUUAGUAGCUCAGUCCUUCGGAGAGCCCGCCACACAAAUGACACUUAACACCUUUCACUUAGCUGGAACGGAAAACGUCACUAUGGGUAUCCCUCGACUAAAGGAAAUUUUUCUCACAUCCAAGUUGACCUCCAAGCCGAUGAUAUAUGUACCAAUCAAAGUGGACAACGAACGAGUGACUACAGCUAGCGAUGCGAAUGCGAUGAAAAGUUACAUAAACGAAAUUGCAGAAAAAAUAUUGAGUACUUAUAAGAGCAUCUGCCUAAGUGAUGUGAUUUAUGGUGUAGGUGUGGAUCGAAAAUUGAUUCUACGCGAACCGGGUGCAAAGAAUUCACAGAUGCAUAGUCUCCGAGUGGUUAGCAGCAGUGGAGGGGUAGACCCCCACAUGCAGAGACGAGAGUAUAACUGCACCGCCCCUGAGGGAGAUGUACAAUCAGCCAAAAUAAUGAACGCAUUACAUAAUACACAGCUCAGCUUCGAGAUCGAGAAGGAAUGGAAUUACGAGAUUGUAAUCCAAUUUGAGAACCUACACCACUUCUGCAAAGUGAAUAAUCACAUAACUAUGCAGGUCAUUCUAUCCAAAGCAGUGAACUGUGUCCUGUGCUCAGUACUAGGUAAGAUCCAGGAGAGCUUACUUAGGUACAACAUAAGACACGUGCACGCUUUUAAUCAUGAACACUACGAUGAGCUAUUCGAAUUCGUUUGCACGAAGAUGCAAGAGGAUUUCAAAUUCAGCAUCGAAAAAUUUGAAUAUAAAAAUGACGAGGAUAAGAUUAACGCCAAGUUGAAGUUUAUGACCCCCGGGGGGGGGAGAAGCGGAGGGGGUAGAAGCGGGGGUGGAGGAGGCAGAGGGGGGAUUGGGUCCACAAAGGAUACGGACGCGUCUGUCGUACGGGAUGAAAAUCACAUGGAUGAGGAUGACUUCUAUAACGAUGGAGGAGGCAGAGGUGGAGGGGCGGGCUCCUUUGCAAAGGAGACAAGUGGAGAAGGUCCUUCGGGAAGGUAUGGUAAUGAAGAGGAAGGAGAUGGACUAAGUGACGACAUGGCUGGCAAUAAUUUUGGAGAAGACGGUAAUCAUGAUGGGGGAGAAAACAACACUGAUGAUGAUGGGUAUGGCGGGAAGGAUGGAGAGAAAAAGCACAGCAGCAGCGAAUCGGAGGGUGAAGCGGAUGAUGGAGACCCCGAUUCGGAGUCUGAGGAGGACAAAGACUACGACGAAAGUGAGCGAAGCGAGGGGGAAGUUGGAAGCGAGGGGGAGGUUGGAAACGAGGGGGAGGUUGGAAGCGAGGAGGAGGUUGGAAGCGAGGGGGAGGUGGAAGCGAGGGGGAGGUUGGAAGCGAGGAGGAGGUUGGAAGCGAGGAGGAGGUUGGAAGCGAGGAGGAGGUUGGAAGCGAGGAGGGAAAACACCCACCUGGUUGCGGAGGAGAAGCCAAGCAGGGGAACAUCGCCCCCCUGAAUGGCAGCCGGAGUGGCAGCUGGAGUGGCAGCUGGAGUGGCGGCUGGAGUGGCGGCUGCUGCUGCAGGGGAGACGGCCGGACCCCCCAAACUGACGGCUAACGGGUCGCCCCUGUCCGAGAGGUCCACGUCGGCGGAGCGGCUCGGGGAGGAGGUCUACACGGAGGAGAGUGCGAACCAGUCGGACGGGGAGGUAGCCUACUGCGACGAUGGAGGGGAAGCCAACCGAUACGAUGAAGGGGAAGCCAACCGACACGAUGAAGGGGAAAACUACCGACACGAUGGAGGGGAAGCCAACCGACACGAUGGAGGGGAAGCCAACCGACACGAUGCAGAGUGGGAAAAGAGAAUCGCCAAAGAUUUCGCAAACCUCCCGUAUGACUAUAAACAUAACGUGAACCUAAAGAACGACAAUGAUGAGGAGUACGAGGAUGACGAAAGAAUGGUGAGAGAAAACAGUACAGAAAAAAUGCAAAGUGAAAACAAAAAAUGCGUAAAAAAUAUAGUGGAUAAGCUGAAGUCCAGUUUGUUAUGCUUCGUAAAAAAUAUCAGCUUCUCACCAGUGACAUGGACACUUAAGUUUGAGAUCGGCUGGGAUGUUAAUUUUUUUCCUCACGCAAUUGAUUUCUUAAGUUAUGUUAAGACAGAGCUAGCGAAGGAAACACUGUUUAAGGUGAAAGACCUGAAUAACCCGAAAGUGCUUAAGGGGAAGGACAUAACACACACAGGUGCUGAAUAUGAGUUGCAGAUCGAAGGGAAGAAUAUAUAUAAGCUUUAUAGCAUUAAGGAUAAAUUUAUUGACAAAAAGAAACUGUAUUGUAACGAUAUAUACACGAUCGUGAAGACUUAUGGAAUUGAGGCAGGUAGACUUUGUAUUACGAAGGAGCUGAAGAAGGUCUUCAAGGCUUAUGGGAUACAGAUCGACUUCCGCCACUUGUCCUUCAUUAGCGAUUUUAUGACCCACACCGGCGACCUGAAGUCGUUCAGCAGGCACGGACUGGCGUACUUCCGAAACGUCUUCCACAAAAUGAGCUUCGAGUGCGCCACAAAUUUUCUCACACAGGGAUGCGUGCACAACUCAGUGGACUAUUUAUCGACCGCCUCCAGCAGUUUGUUCUUCGGCAAGCCGAUCAAGGUUGGCACGAACGUCUCUGACGUCGUGACGCACAUCGAGGGGUCCGAAUGA
Molecule: messenger RNA, 7956 nt
Organism: Plasmodium cynomolgi strain B
Lineage: Eukaryota; Apicomplexa; Aconoidasida; Haemosporida; Plasmodiidae
Product: DNA-directed RNA polymerase I 190 kDa polypeptide
Exons: 5
Coding region: 1-6771 (2256 amino acids)
Biological process (GO): DNA-templated transcription
Cellular component (GO): RNA polymerase I complex
Molecular function (GO): DNA-directed RNA polymerase activity; DNA binding
Source: RefSeq, a predicted model, not a curated record